CCAACCGAAGGGGUUUCUCUCAAGCCAAACCCUGCUCUCGCUUUCUCUCUCUAGGGUUUACUUUCUCCCACUUAGGGUUUUAUCCAUGUCUCUCAACCUCAUGGAUCUCUCCAAGAAACGCAAAACGGAAGAGAACGGCGGUUACCCUGCGCCGACUUCCCUCAUCGCCGACCCGAAUGCAACCCUACCACCUUUCCCGAGCCCGUUAUCGCCGGAAGACGUCAGCAAAAUCCUGGACCCUUUCACUAAGGAACAACUCCUUCCCAUCAUCCGUGCUGCCAUCGUCCGCCACCCCGAUGUCUUGGAAGCCGUGCGUUCUGUCGCCGACUCCGACCCGGCCCAAAGGAAACUCUUCGUUCGCGGUCUCGGUUGGGAAACCAACACCGAGAAGCUCCGUGCUGUUUUCUCAACUUACGGCGAAUUGGAUGAAGCUAUCGUCAUCAGCGAUAAGAACACCGGGAAGUCGAAGGGGUAUGGAUUUGUUACCUUUAAGCAUAUUGAUGCUGCUAUUUUAGCGCUUAAAGAACCCAAUAAGAAAAUCGAUGGGAGAAUUACGGUUACGCAGCUCGCUGCAGCGGGUAAUUCAGGGAAUUCACAAUCAGCUGAUGUGUCUUUGAGGAAGAUUUAUGUUGGCAAUAUUCCUUUUGAGAUAUCCUCUGAGAGGCUGUUGAGCCAUUUUGCAAUGUAUGGGGAGAUUGAGGAGGGCCCGCUUGGAUUUGAUAAGCAGACUGGAAAGGUCAAAGGUUUUGCCUUUUUUGUUUAUAAGACGGAAGAAGGAGCGAGAGCUUCAUUGAUGGAGCCAAACAGGGUUAUUGAUGGGCAUGUCGUGGUGUGUAAAUUGGCUACUGAUAAUAAAAAGAUGAAGCAGCCCCAAAAUGUUGGGCCUGGAGGCGGAAUGCCGGGGAUGCCGAAUGCUGGUCCUGGAGGAAUUCCCAGUGAUGGGACUUAUGGGGUUCAUGGUGGUGGAUAUGGGCCAUAUGGAGGGUAUUCUGGUCCUGGAUUGCAGCAGCCGCCACAGCCUCAGCAACAGCCAGGGAUGAUUCAGGCUCCACAGCUGAAUGCUGGGGUUGGCGGGCCUGGGGGUUUUGGGCAAGGGACUGGCUUUGGGGGAUAUGGGCAGGGUGGUGGACAGUAUGGUGGUGGUGGAGGAGCAGGGUCUGGGGAGUAUGGUGGUGUUGGUGGAUUGAAUAACCCUGGUGGUGGGUACAGGAUGCCUCCCACCUCAGGUGGGAUGCCAACAUCUGGAGGGUAUGCUGAUGGAGGGAAUUAUGCUUUAUCAUCAACUUACCCAUCACAGAUAAACCCGCAAGGAGGAGGACCUAGGGUUCCACCAGGUGGGAUGUACCAGGGCAUGCCACCGUACUAUUGAGGCAGAGAUGCUUACACCUGAACUCGAUGCCUCUGGAUAUUUCCUAUUUUUGGCUGGGGGACUGGUGCCAUGAGAGUGUUGGUAGUUUGUGGAGCUACUAGACACCAAAAUGCCUGUGGUACCUGCAAACGGAAAACUUGUAAUCCUUCCGCCUUGCCAAAAUUGUUGCCCGUGCAGCUAAUGAAUUGAAGCCCGUCACAUUCUGACACACUUAUGAGCGGGACUCCAGCCAUAGAUAGAAAUGCCUGUGAUACCUGCAAAAGGGGAACUUUGUAAUCGUUUCUGCCUUUGCCAAAAUUGACGCCCCUGCAGCUAAUGAAUUGAAGCCCGGUCACUUUCGAUGAGACUUAUGAGCAGGAUUCAAGCAUAGAUAGAAACGUAUGGCUGUGGUUCUUGCUCGGUGAAAUUUUGAUUGCCCUUCAGUUCAUAAAAGAACAGUUGUGUUGUAACAUUUCAAGUACUACUGUGUACUUGGUCAGUGUAAAAACAUCUUGCCAUUGACGAUUAGAUGUAUGUGGAAGCAGAAGCUGUAUAAGUUGCUCAUAGCAGCUUAUAGGUUUUAGGCAAAGACUGAAUAUGUAACUUGUACAAAAUCCUCGAGUAAAUUAUGGAACAAAGUUAGCAAUUUGGGAGGAAUUGACUA
Messenger RNA from Coffea eugenioides, 2012 nucleotides. RefSeq names its product UBP1-associated protein 2C-like. Bases 86 to 1369 code for a protein of 427 amino acids. Lineage: Eukaryota; Viridiplantae; Streptophyta; Magnoliopsida; Gentianales; Rubiaceae. The transcript is spliced from 2 exons. The record is from RefSeq and is a predicted model, not a curated record. Gene Ontology annotation, molecular function: RNA binding.